Corylus avellana is the source of this 1111-nucleotide messenger RNA. Its product is annotated as protein SRG1. NCBI's taxonomy places the organism in Eukaryota, Viridiplantae, Streptophyta, Magnoliopsida, Fagales, Betulaceae. The record is from RefSeq and is a predicted model, not a curated record.
AUGGCUGCUCUUUCUGCUACAGCGGGUACUGAUCUGCCGAAAAGCGUGCAAGAAAUGUCCAUCAAUGGCAGCGAACCUCCACAAGAGUACAUCGUUAAAGAUGCCACCUUUGGCCCUGUAGAGGCUUCUCCACCGUUGGGUUCGAUUCCCAUUAUCAAUAUCAGCUUAUUCCUCCCAUCCUCAUCACAUGAUGCUGAGCAAGUGGAGAACGAACUCCUGAAACUCAGAUCAGCUCUAAGCUCAUCAGGAUGCUUCCAGGCAAUAGGCCAUGGAAUUUCGAGUUCAUUUCUUGACAAGGUCCGUGGAGUUGCAAAACAAUUCUUCUCACUUCCAGUGGAAGAGAAGCAGAAGUACUCCCGAGCAGUAAAUGAGUCUGAAGGGUAUGGGAAUGAUGUAAUUGUCUCAGAAAAGCAAGUUCUUGACUGGUCCUAUCGCCUAACCCUAAGGGUUUUUCCAGAAGAUCGAAGAAGGCUCAAUCUUUGGCCGGAAAAUCCAACUGAUUUUGGAGAGACUUUACAUGAAUAUGCAAUGAGGACAAAAUCUGUGGUGGAUCUUCUGUACAAGGCCAUGGCAAAGUCACUGGAGUUGGGAGAGGAUAGCUUCUCGAAGCAGUUUGGAGACAAUACAUUGAUGCAAGCCAGGUUUAACUUCUAUCCACCAUGUUGUAGGCCUCAUCAGGUUCUUGGGGUCAAACCUCAUACAGAUAGGUCAGGAGUUACAGUUCUCUUGCAAGAUGGAGAGGUUGAAGGCCUUCAGGUUUUGAUUGAAGACAAAUGGGUUAGAGUUCCCAUUGUUCCUCAUGCUCUUCUGGUAAAUCUUGGUGACCAAAUGCAGAUAAUGAGCAACGGGAUAUUCAAGAGUCCCAUGCACAGGGUUGUGACAAACACCGAAAAGAUGAGAAUGUCGGUGGCUAUGUUCAAUGAGCCGCAGCCGGACAGAGAGAUCGGACCGGUGGAGUGCUUGAUUGAUGAGAAGAGGCCAAGAUUAUAUAGAAAUGUUACGAAUUAUGGCGCUAUCAACUAUGAGUGCUUUCAAAAAGGCAAGAUUGCACUUGAAACUGUUCGAAUUUAAAGUUUUCAUUUAAAUCCUCAAUUUCCAGUUAAUAAUUAAU